Messenger RNA from Jatropha curcas, 2583 nucleotides. RefSeq names its product LOW protein: UPF0503-like protein, putative (DUF740) (gene OPS). The record is from RefSeq and is a predicted model, not a curated record. Gene Ontology annotation, cellular component: plasma membrane. NCBI's taxonomy places the organism in Eukaryota, Viridiplantae, Streptophyta, Magnoliopsida, Malpighiales, Euphorbiaceae.
AGACAGAAAAAAGAGAGACAGGGUCCAGUCCAGAAGUAGGGAGUGUUUGUGUGGGGCAAUGUAAUUCUACGCGGAGAUUUUCUUUUUUCUCUUUUUGUUUCCUUUUCUUUAAUUUUCCCGUUGCUUCCAUCAUUUUUUUUUCUCUCUCACUCCCUUCACUUUCUCUCGCUUUCUCACUGUCCGUUGGAACCAAACAGUUCUCUCUCUCUAAACUAUCGCGCAUUUGCUUUUGCUUCUCUCUCACACUUGCUGAAAAUAAUAUGAGCAAACUGCGCAUUACAUUUCACCACCGGUUAUGAAUCCCACCACCGAACCAUCACAACUUCAGCCGCCACAACCGCCACAGCCCCACCGUCCUUCCACCUCUUGUGACCGUCAUCCCGACGAGCAUUUUACUGGCUUUUGCCCCUCAUGCCUCUGCGAGCGCCUCGCCGUGCUCGAUCAUUCUUCAAACUCCGCUUCUUCUUCUUCCCGGAAACCACCCAUCCCUACUACCAGCACCGCCACCGCUGCUCUUAAAGCCAUUUUUAAGCCUUCUGGUGGGAGCGGUACUUCUAAGCCUUCGUUUUUCCCCGAGCUCCGCCGCACCAAGUCGUUUUCCGCCUCUAAAAACGAGGGAUUCUCUGGUGUUUUUGAGCCGCAGAGAAAAUCCUGCGACGUUAGGGUUCGUAGCACUCUUUGGUCACUUUUUUAUCAAGACGACGAGCGAAACCCUUCUAAAAGGGAGUCGUUUAAAGGUCCUGAGAUUGAAGUUGAGUCCAGAAUUUCUUCUUCCAGUGUAAAGAACGACACAGUUUUUGAGUCUAAAGAAGAAGACGAAAUCGAAUCCGACAGUGAUAAUGAGAGGGGAACUGAGAGCGGAGACAUUAUCAGGGUUUUAGACGAGCCCAUUUUAACUGCAAGGAACUCCAACGCAAACCCAAUUGAAGAAAUUAUUGAAGAAGAGGAACCGGAAUCAGAAGCCAUUGUUAUAGAGCCAGAGCAACUGCAAGAGGAGGAGCUAAAGCCCAUGAAAGACCACAUAGAUCUCGAUUCGCAAACGAAGAAACCUUCAGGAAGAGAUUUUAAAGAAAUUGCAGGUAGUUUCUGGUCUGCUGCUUCAGUUUUCAGCAAGAAGCUGCAGAAAUGGAGGCAAAAACAGAAGCUGAAAAAACGAAGGAAUGGUGGGCCAGGGUCGGCCACAUUGCCGGUGGAGAAGCCGAUUGGGCGUCAAUACAGAGAAACCCAGUCGGAAAUUGCGGAUUACGGGUUCGGUAGAAGAUCUUGCGACACGGAUCCGAGAUUCUCGCUCGAUGCAGGAAGGAUAUCGUUUGAUGAUCCUCGUUAUUCUUUCGACGAGCCCCGUGCUUCGUGGGACGGGUAUUUGAUUGGAAGAACAUUUCCAAGAAUGCCUACUAUGGUUUCUGUUGUUGAAGAUGCUCCUGUUAAUAUGGUUUUAAGGUCUGAUACUCAAAUCCCAGUUGAAGAACCACCGCAGCCAAUGCCUAUGAAUUCAAUCCAUGAAGAUGAAACUGUUCCUGGUGGCUCUGCUCAAACCAGAGACUAUUAUUCUGAUUCUUCUUCUAGGAGGAGAAGAAGUCUUGACAGGUCUAGUUCUAUUAGGAAGACUGCUGCGGCUGUUGUUGCUGAGAUCGAUGAGCUAAAAUCUUCUUCUGCUUCUGUUUCUAAUGCAAAAGUGUCACCAGCAACUGUUGACUACUUUCAAGGACCUAAAUUGGUUGUUCCGGAUAGGGAUUCCAACUCCAAUUCUAAUUCUUUAAGAGAUGAUUGCUCUGAGACUUUUGAAAUGGGCUUUAGAGAUAAUGCCUCUGUGGUGGCGAAUGGUGAAAGGAAAGGGGCUAAGAAGUCGCGUAGAUGGGGCAAGGCAUGGAACAUUUUGGGGUUUAUACACCGGCGAAAUGUGAACAAAGAUGAAGAUGAAGAUAGGUAUAGCAGAGCAAAUGGAGUUGAAAGGUCAUUUUCAGAGUCUUGGCAAGAAUUGAGAGGGGAACGUGAUGGUGAGGUGAGAGGGGGUUUUAAUCCAAAGAUUUUGAGGAGCAAUAGCAGUGUUAGUUGGAGAAAUUCAAAUGGUUUUGGCUUUAGUGGUGGUGGUGUUGGUGGUGGAUCAUUUGGUAGUGCAAGAAAGAGCAAUGUUGAAACUAAUGGGAAUGGAAGAAAGAAAAGAGAAGAGUUUGUGUUGGAGAGGAAUAGAAGUGCAAGGUAUUCGCCAAAUAACAUCGAUAAUGGACUGUUAAGGUUCUACUUGACACCGCUGAGGAGUAGCCGGAGAGGUGGCUGGGGAAAGAGUAAGUCCAGUCAUGCACAAUCCAUUGCAAGGAGUGUAUUGCGAUUGUACUGAAUUCCAAACAAAGUCCAUAAGGUGUUUCUUUGGUUUAAUGUUGUUAAUUUUGAUGCUGCAUUUGUUGUGUAAGCACACAUGCCUAAUGUAUUAUUCUUCAUGAGUUGGUUGGUUGGUUGGAUUAAAAAAAAAAAAACAAAAAAACAAACAAAAACAGAAGCAUCCUUAAAUUUGUUGCCUUUCCUGUGAGUUGCAUUUCUUCUUCUCAAAUUAUUCAAAUAACAAGAUUUUUUCUUGUGUUAUUA